This is a messenger RNA of Tachysurus vachellii, 2220 nucleotides long. It is a transcript of the gene plbd1a, whose product is annotated as phospholipase B domain containing 1a. The coding region runs from base 103 to 1713 and encodes 536 amino acids. Gene Ontology annotation, cellular component: extracellular region. Gene Ontology annotation, molecular function: glycerophospholipase activity. The transcript has 11 exons. The record is from RefSeq and is a predicted model, not a curated record. Gene Ontology annotation, biological process: phospholipid catabolic process. Lineage: Eukaryota; Metazoa; Chordata; Actinopteri; Siluriformes; Bagridae.
GACACACGCACAUACACACACACAAACACGCGCACACACACACACACGCACACACAGGGAUUUUUCACUUCUGCUCCGUCUCUCCUGUUGUUGUACGGCGACAUGUCGGACUUUAGACUGAGUGUUUUUAUCUUGCUGUAUGUGGUGACUGCAGUGAGAACUGACUCUGUGCAUAAGGCCACAGUGUACUGGGACCCUGACAAUAAGACGGUUCUGCUGAAGGACGGGGUUCUGGAUGACACUGGAGAUGCUUACGGUUUCUAUAACGACUCGUUCUCUGAGACGGGAUGGGGUAUGCUGGAGAUCCGUGCGGGAUACGGGCGAACACCGAGGCCUGACGACAAAACCUUCUUCCUGGCAGGAUAUCUUGAGGGCUUCCUAACUGCACGGCAGAUGAUUGAUCACUACACUAACAUGUAUCCUCAGCUCAUCACCAAGCCUAACAUCCUGCAGGCGGUCAAGACCUUCAUGACUAAACAGAGUGACUGGUCUCGGCAGCAGGUGAAGCUGAACAAGACGUCAGAUCCUUUUUGGGCUCACACCGGAUUCAUCCUGGCUCAGUUGGACGGACUGCAGGCCGGUGCGGCCGAGUGGGCCAAGCGCUCGGGGGGAAAGGCCCUGUCACGUUUUGAGGUCCAUUUCCUGAACGCAGUUGGAGAUUUGUUGGAUUUGAUACAGAUGUUGGUUCCUGAGGCCAAACCUUCACUGAGAGGAUAUAAACAGCCCCCGAUGGGCCACUGCUCUGCCCUCAUCAAGAUGUUACCUGGCUAUGAGAACCUGUUGUUUGCUCACUCCAGCUGGUAUGUUUACGCUGCCACAAUGCGCAUCUUCAAACACUGGGAUUUUAAUGUGCAGGAACCACACACUGCUACUGGGAAACUGUCCUUCAGCAGCUACCCUGGUUUCUUGGUAUCUUUGGAUGAUUUCUACCUUUUGGGCAGUGGGCUGAUGAUGACUCAGACCACCAACAACAUCUUUAACCAGUCACUGUACGAGUUUGUCACACCCUUCAGUCUGUUUGCCUGGCAGAGAGUCCGGCUUGCCAAUGCCCUCGCACACACUGGUGAAGAGUGGGCUAAGAUAUUCUCCCGCUUCAACUCUGGGACGUAUAAUAAUCAGUACAUGGUGGUGGAUGUAAGUAAAGUGUCCUUGGGCUCAAGACUCGAUGAUGGAGCUCUGACCAUAGUGGAGCAGAUUCCAGGACUGGUGGAAUAUUCAGAUCAAACAGAGGCCCUGCGUUUUGGUUAUUGGCCAUCCUAUAAUGUGCCGUUCCACCAGAAGAUCUACGCCCUGAGUGGUUAUGAGGAGAUGUGGAUGGAUUAUGGAGAGGAUUUCUCCUACGAACUCUGUCCUCGAGCCAAGAUCUUCCGCAGGGAUCAGGCAUCCGUCAUCGAUCUGUCAUCACUCAAACACAUCAUGAGAUACAACGAUUAUAAGAAAGAUCCCUACUCGAAGGGUGAUGCCUGUAAGUCCAUCUGCUGUCGUGGUGAUCUGAGGAAGUCCAACCCCAUGCCUGAAGGAUGUUAUGACACUAAGGUGACUGAUCUGCGUAUGGCUCAGCAGUUCACAUCUGAGGCUCUGAACGGUCCGAGCACAGAGGGCGAUCUUCCCCCUUUCACUUGGGAUGCGUUUAACAGUACGAUGCACCAGGGUCUGCCACGCUUCUACAACUACACCUUCAUCACCAUGCACCCGGUGCUGUUCACCCCCUGAGCCACCAGCGUAGGGCAGGAAGUGAGCAACGAGCAGAGGCUCAGGAACUGUCUCGCUUAACGUUCUGCUUAACAUCUGUGUAUUAACCUGCUGCAAAUAAGUGUGGGUGUGGCUUAUAGUCUGUUUAUUCUGAGUACAUCAACAAUCACAGUGUUUUUCUUUAGUGUUUAUUCCCUUUUUUGUCUAAAUUAAAUAAGUGUCAAAAUCCAAUCUAAGAAAUGAAAAUGAAUAAGGAUGGAGUUAAGGAUAUGGUGUUGAAAUUUGACCCCAAAGCUACUUAUCACUCAUCUAUAAUAUCAUUUCCACAGAUUUAUUUAGUACAUUUUAUAAUAAAAUAUUAAAAUUAUACUUGGCUUUAAGCUGUGAACUAUCAGAUUUGAGCUCUCACCAUCACCCUGUAACCUGUUACGUCUCAGGGAUAAAAAUCUUUACUCUGAUGUUUGUAAAGCUGCUUAAUGACAUAUUCAUUGUUUAAAAAAAAUAUAAAUAAAAUUGAAUUGAACUGAA